Molecule: messenger RNA, 994 nt
Organism: Loxodonta africana (African savanna elephant)
Lineage: Eukaryota; Metazoa; Chordata; Mammalia; Proboscidea; Elephantidae
Gene: TNNT2
Product: troponin T2, cardiac type
Exons: 11
Coding region: 139-786 (215 amino acids)
Biological process (GO): sarcomere organization; cardiac muscle contraction; regulation of muscle contraction
Cellular component (GO): troponin complex
Molecular function (GO): troponin I binding; tropomyosin binding; troponin C binding
Source: RefSeq, a predicted model, not a curated record
GAAGAGGCUGAAGGGGAAGCUGAGGCUGAGGAGGCUGAGAUUGAGGAGAUUAGGGCAAAAGAAGAUGAACAAGAAGAUGAGGCUAAAGAGGCUGAAGAUGGCCAGGUGGAGGAGUCCAAACCCAAGCCCAGGCUAUUCAUGCCCAACUUGGUGCCACCCAAGAUCCCUGAUGGAGAGCGGGUAGACUUUGAUGACAUCCACCGGAAGCGCAUGGAGAAGGACCUGAACGAGCUGCAGACGCUGAUCGAGGCUCACUUUGAGAACAGGAAGAAGGAGGAAGAGGAGCUCAUUUCGCUCAAAGACAGGAUCGAGAAGCGGCGGGCAGAGCGUGCAGAGCAGCAGCGCAUCCGGAAUGAGCGUGAGAAGGAACGUCAGACUCGCCUGGCUGAAGAGAGGGCCCGGCGAGAGGAGGAGGAGAACAGGAGGAAGGCUGAGGAUGAGGCCCGGAAGAAGAAGGCUUUGUCCAACAUGAUGCAUUUUGGAGGAUAUAUCCAGAAGACGGAGAGGAAGAGUGGGAAGAGGCAGACAGAGCGGGAGAAGAAAAAGAAGAUUCUGGCUGAGAGGAGGAAGGUGCUGGCCAUCGACCACCUGAAUGAAGAUCAGCUGAGAGAGAAGGCCAAGGAACUGUGGCAGAGCAUCUAUAACCUGGAGGCGGAGAAAUUUGACCUGCAGGAGAAGUUCAAGCAGCAGAAAUAUGAAAUCAACGUUCUCCGAAACAGGAUCAAUGAUAACCAGAAAGUCUCCAAGACCUGUGGGAAGGCCAAAGUCACUGGGCGCUGGAAGUAGAGAUGGCAGCCUCCUUAAAGGCCAUGCCUCCUUCACCAAGGACCUGUUCUUUGUUGUGUUCCCACCUUGCACGCCAUGCCCCCCAGCUCCUGGAGACCACAAGCAGAAUUCAGUCUGGAAACCAGGAGCUGGCCAAUAUAGAAGCUGCCACUCAUGCCUGCCCCAGCCCCCACCCCCACACCCCAAAUAAAAAGCACCACACACCAAA